CACACCACCCUUCUUCACUUGGAUCACUUGAGUGGAGCAGAUAUCGAAGAGACAGGCAGCCAUUCAAUAUCAAGUGUAAAUUAUAUUGAAAUAUCAACAUUUCUAUUUGAUUUAAGAGCUUGGAACUUCGAUCAGAAACCAUGUCGACAGUCAGUGCCCUGCCUUUCCUGAAAUCUAGUCUCCUAAUGCGCCCUCCCAUGGGUUCCAUCACCCCCAGGCGCGGGCGUCGCCACACACUCCCGGCCAGCGAGUUCCGUUGCCUCAGCCCGGAGGACGCAAUCAGCGUGUUUGAGAUCGAAAGAGAGGCCUUCAUCUCUGUGUCUGGAGAGUGUCCGCUCCACUUGGAUGAGGUGUGUCACUUCCUGACGCUGUGCCCUGAGCUGUCUCUGGGCUGGUUUGAGGAGGGACGCCUCGUUGCCUUCAUCAUAGGAUCACUGUGGGACCAGGAGAAACUAGCCAUGGACGCUCUGACCCUCCACAAGCCCCAUGGCUCCACGGUCCACCUCCAUGUGCUUGCUGUCCACCGCACCUUCCGGCAGCAAGGCAAGGGCUCCAUCCUGAUGUGGCGCUACCUGCAGUACCUGCGCUGCCUGCCCUAUGUGCGCUGCGCCGUGCUCAUGUGCGAAGACUUCCUGGUCCCUUUCUACCAGAAGUCAGGAUUUAAAGUGCAGGGCCCCAGCGACAUCACCGUGGGGCCCCUGACCUUCAUUGAGAUGAUGUACCCUGUCCGGGGCCACGCGUACAUGCGCCGCAACAGUGGUGUUUGAGGGGAUACGAACCAAGAUGGAUGCCUCCUUCAAUGGGGGGUGUUUGACCAACCUUCCGUGGCUGGAAGACGGCUACAAUGGCAAGAAAAAGUAUGUGAACCCUUUGGAAUUACCUGGACUUCUGCAUAAAUUGGUCAUCAAAUUUGAUCUGAUCUUCAUCUAAGUCACAACAAUAGACAAACAGUCUGCUUAAACUAAUAACACACAAACAACUAUACAUUUUCAUGUCUUUAUUGAACCGUGUGAACAUUUGCAGUGCAGUGUGGGAAAAGUAUGUGAACCCAUGGAUUUAAUAACUGGUUGACCCUCCUUUGGCAGCAGUAACCUCAACCAAACGUUUUCUGUAGUUGCGGAUCAGACCUGCACAACGGUCAGGAGGAAUGUUGGACCAGUCCUCUUUAUAAAACUGCUUCAGUUCAGCAAUAUUCUUGGGAUGUCUGGUGUGAACCGUUCUCGAGAUCCUGCCACAGCAUCUCAAUCGGGUUGAGGUCAGGACUCUGACUGGGCCACUCCAGAAGGCGUAUUUUCUUCUGUUAAAGCCAUUUUUGUUGUCGAUUUACUUCUGUGUUUUGGGUUGUUGUCUUGUUGCAUUACCCAACUUCUGUUGAGCUUCAAUUGGCAGACAGAUAGCCUUACAUUGUCCUGCAAAAUGUCUUGAUAAACUAGGGAAUUCAUUUUUCCGUCGAUGAUAGCAAGCUGUCCAGGCCCUGAGGCAGCAAAGCAGCUUCAAACCAUGAUGCUUCCUUCACAAUACUUUACAGUUGGGAUGAGGUUUUGAUGUUGGCGUGCUGUGCCUUUUUUCUCUCGACUCAGUGUUGUGUUCCUUCCAAACAACUGAACUUUAGUUUCAUCUGUCCUCAGAACAGUUUGCCAGUAGCGCUGUGGAACAUCCAUAUGCUCUUUUGCGAACUUCAGACAUGCAGCAAUAUUCUUUUGGGACAGCAGUGGCUUCUUCUGUGAUGUCUUCCCAUCAACACCAUUCUUGUUUAGUGUUUUACGUAUAGUAGACUUGUCAAAAGAGAUGUUAGCAUGUCCCAGAGAUUUCUUUAAGUCUUUAGCUCACACUCUAGGAUUCUUCUUAACCUCAUUGAGCAUUCUGCGCUGUGCUCUUGCAGUCAUCUUUGCAGGACGGCCACUCCUAGGGAGAGUAGCAACAGUGCUGAACUUUCUCCAUUUAUAGACAAUUUGUCUUACCUUGGACUGAUGAACAUCAAGGCUUUUUUUUAUACUUAUGUAACCCUUUCCAGUUUUAUGCAAGUCAACAAUUCUUCAUCUUGGGUCUUCUGAGAUCUCUUUUGUUUGAGGCAUGGUUCGCAUCAGGCAAUGCUUCUUGUGAAUAGCAAACUCAAAUAUGGUGAGUGUUUUUUAUAAGGCUAUAAGCUCUAACAUCUCUAAUCCCGUCUGAAUGGUUGUACUCCAGGUUAGCUGACUCCUGACUCCAAUUAGCUUUUGGAGAAUUCAUUAACCUAGGGGUUCACGUACUUUUUUCCAACCUGUGAAUGUUUAAAUGAUGUAUUCAAUAUAGACAAGACAAAUACAAUAAUUUGUGAGUUAUUAGUUUAAGCAGACUGUGUUUGUCUGUUGUUGUGACUGAGAUGAAGAUCAGAUCAAAUUUUAUGACCAAUUUAUGCAGAAAUCCAGAUAAUUCAAAAGGGUUCACAUACUUUUUCUUGCCACUGUAUGUAAGUAGCUUGGUGAAACCUCAUUCCCGGUCUAUUGCACAAAGUUUCUGGGAACGAGAUUACGCUUGCUGUGAGUUACAUGUGAGAUGCUAGUGCAGUGGCUCGAAGGUGUUUGUCUGUGCUCACUGUUUUGUGUUGUGGCAGGGUUUGUGUGUCCUAUGUGGUGGGUGUUACAGAAGAUAGUUGACCAUUAAGAAACCAAGCAUUUAAAAAAAUAACCAGAGCGACUUACAGUUAAUGCAUUCAUCUUAAGAUAGCUAGGUAGGACAACCACAUAUCACAGUCGUAGUAAGUAAAUUUCUCCUCAAAGUAGUCAAAGUCAAAGCUAGUCAAAUGUGAUUGUUUGUUCACGAAAGGCUUUUUUAAAUCUCAAAGGCUGACAUGAUCUUUGGGGAAGAUAUGGAAUUACUUGAGUAAUUAAGUGAUUAUAAAUGUAUUACUUUAUUCAUUUUUAGAAAAUGUCUUAUUCAAGAUGACCAAAUAGAAUCUGCUACCUGCAGAAAAUGCUAGGUUCACAUUAGAAAAGUACAGCAAGGAAAAGUGCAGCAAAGUACAUAUUUUUGUAUAAAAUGCUGGAAUUUUUUUAACUCAUUAAGUCUGAGAUUUUAGCAAACAAACUGCAUCUUGGUGGAUGACUUGAGAAUCUAAUGAAAAUGCAGAUAGGCCUAGAUUGAAGAAGGGUCAGCUAGCUUCUCUCUUCCUGUUAGCGUUUUGUGGCUGUGCUGCUUGUGUAUCAAUCCAUGGCAAGCAUUAAAACAGCAUUAACUCAAUGCCAAGCAACCAA
Messenger RNA from Oncorhynchus kisutch (coho salmon), 3233 nucleotides. RefSeq names its product serotonin N-acetyltransferase-like. The transcript has 3 exons. Lineage: Eukaryota; Metazoa; Chordata; Actinopteri; Salmoniformes; Salmonidae. Gene Ontology annotation, cellular component: cytoplasm. The record is from RefSeq and is a predicted model, not a curated record. Gene Ontology annotation, biological process: response to light stimulus; circadian rhythm. The coding region runs from base 141 to 767 and encodes 208 amino acids. Gene Ontology annotation, molecular function: aralkylamine N-acetyltransferase activity.